AUGGGUUUCCAUGCUGAGGCAAAGGCGAGGAUACAUCAACCUUGUGCAGCUUGCAGGAUGCUGCGCAGAAGAUGUGAUAGUAAGUGCCUACUUGCUCCAUAUUUCCCAACUGAUGAGAUUGAGAAAUUUGUUGGAGUGCAUAGAGUGUUCGGUGCUAGCAACGUUAUCAAAAUGAUUCAGAUGGUGGAGGAAACAAAGAGAGAAGAUGCGGUUAAAUCCAUGGUCUACGAGGCCACGGCAAGGCUUAGAGACCCAGUUUAUGGCAGUGCUGGAGCUAUUUAUCAGUUACAAAAGAUGAUUCAAGAGUUGAAAGCACAGUUGGAAUCGAUAAACACUCGGGUAUCAGAGCUGAGAGAACAAAAAGACCAGUUGUUGAGCAUUAGUAACAACAACGCUCAGGGCCACCUUGACCCUUUGUCAUUAGAAUUUGAUUGUUCCAUGGUCUUAGAUCCAUUUGAAUUUCCUGUAGAAGGUGACUGGGUAUAUAGCAUUGAUAAUGUUAACACCUGCUAA
Molecule: messenger RNA, 513 nt
Organism: Abrus precatorius (Indian licorice)
Lineage: Eukaryota; Viridiplantae; Streptophyta; Magnoliopsida; Fabales; Fabaceae
Product: LOB domain-containing protein 1-like
Exons: 2
Coding region: 1-513 (170 amino acids)
Source: RefSeq, a predicted model, not a curated record